ACCAUUUGGUGUUGUUAUAGGGAAUUCUCAUAUCCUUAUUUCUACCAGCUCCACCAUUUGAACAUAGACUUUCAUAGACUUCACCUCUUUUUCUUUUUUGUUUUUUCUCUUCAAAAUGAGUAGCAGCAGCAGUUUGAGCAUGGUGGAAUCAAAAUUACCACCAGGAUUCAGAUUCCAUCCAAGAGAUGAAGAACUUAUUUGUGAUUACUUAAUGAACAAGGUUGUUUCCUCUGAUCAUCAACAACAUCCUCUUCUCAUCGAAGUUGACCUUAACAAAUCCGAACCUUGGGAGAUUCCUGAGGCGGCGUGUGUUGGAGGAAAAGAAUGGUAUUUCUACAGCCAACGUGAUCGGAAAUAUGCGACAGGGCUCCGAACAAACAGGGCCACCACGUCGGGAUAUUGGAAGGCCACCGGAAAAGAUAGGGCUAUCAUCAGAAAAGGAAGCCUUGUGGGAAUGAGGAAAACCCUAGUUUUCUAUCAAGGCAGAGCACCUAAAGGAAGAAAAAGUGAGUGGGUCAUGCAUGAGUUUCGCCUUGAAGGUCCAAUUAACACUCGUCCUCAAAUUUCUUCUCUCAAGGAGGAUUGGGUAUUAUGUCGAGUAUUCAACAAGAACAAAGAAUUACUUGCUGCCAAACAAGGAACUGGAAGCAGCAAUAUCUAUCAUGAUAACGAUACAAUAAGUUCUUCAUCUCUACCACCAUUAAUGGAUCCUUACAUCACUUUCGACCAAACACAGCCUAACAACAAUAUUAAUAUGAAUGAAUUAUAUUAUGAGCAAGUGCCCUGCUUCUCCAUUUUCAACCCUAACCCAACUUUUAGCUCCCAUUGCCACCACCACCCUAUCACCGCCACCGCCACCACCGGACCUACCCCUAUUACCGCCCCAUACGGUGGUUUUCCAGCUGAUAUUGGAAAUUACCUAAAUGCCACUGCGACAUCCUCUUCGUGUGAUAACAAAGUUGUUAAAGCUGUGUUAAGCCAUUUGAGUACCAGGAAUAUUAUGGAAGUUGGUAGUAGUAAUAUUAAUCCUGGCCAAAAUAUUGUGAAUAUAAAAGGAGGAGAUGAUUCUCCUAGCUUUGGGGAAGGAAGUUCUGGAACUAGCUUCUUGUCUGAGGUGGGCUUGCCUACAAUGUGGAACAAUUAUUGAUUUUUGAGAGAACUAUAUGUUAAAUAUUUGUACUCAAAAUUAGAUGUGGGAUGAGAGUCUUGUUUAAGUCAUUAUCAGUAUAUAUUAUUGUAACCUUUCAUUAGAAAUAUAUAUGUAAGAUCCAAUGUCAUUUCCUUGAAUUAUCA
Molecule: messenger RNA, 1293 nt
Organism: Lycium barbarum (goji berry)
Lineage: Eukaryota; Viridiplantae; Streptophyta; Magnoliopsida; Solanales; Solanaceae
Product: NAC domain-containing protein 21/22-like
Exons: 3
Coding region: 116-1147 (343 amino acids)
Biological process (GO): regulation of DNA-templated transcription
Molecular function (GO): DNA binding
Source: RefSeq, a predicted model, not a curated record